CCUCUCUACCCAACACAACACCCCUACAACCUGGCCGCCGUCAUGAUAUCUCUAUAAACCCAUAACUUUCCCCCCAAUAACGCUCCAUUCGCUCUCCUCUCCCCUGCACCCACUUUCUCUCUCAUCGCCUUCAAUCAGCGCCUCCCGCCCCUCACGAUCACAAUUCACGCCAUCUCAUCACCUCUACCUACCAUGACCGACUCUAACGACACAACCCAGGCCGAGGGCGAAGGUCCCGAGGGCUCAGAUAAACCGCCGCAUGCUCAAAGAAACGGUAAACCGCGUUCUCGCCGUUCCUCCGGCCCUGCCGCAGCCCUCAGUGGCGUCUUUGACCCAUCGCAACCUCACGUCCCCUUGCCCCCGCCAGACUCCAAAGCCUACGCCAAGCAGCCCGGCCACACUCGCAAGAGCCUGGAAGACAUGCGCACCAAGCUCGACACGCUCAACAUCAAUGGAGGUCCUCACGGCAAGCACAAUUCCUCCUCCACCGCCGGCUCCAUCACGCCCUCCUCCAGCGAGUCGCCCUCGCCUUCAGAGUGUGAGAGCUGGAGCGUCCCGUCCACUCAGCCGCCCAGUCGGGCUCCCAGCAUGUCUGCCGGUGUUUCAGGAGGCAAACUUGCCCUUCCUGUCAAUCAGCCUUUGAAACCCGCAUCCAAGAAGGAGCAACCUCCUCCCACGGCUCCGCGGAUAUUGCCGACUCUCUCCGCAGGUGACGAGAAGUCGAACAACAAGCGGCCGCCCUCUGUACAUUCGGACACCGGCAGCCAGAAGUUCACUCUCAGAGACCUGCUCGGCACGCCCAAGCUCGUGAGGAGAUCAUCUGCGCGCUCGACGGCGAGCAGCAAGAAGUCCGACUCUGAUCGGGGUGGGCGUUCUGAAGCUGGCGCGAGCACUAUCAGCCUUCUCAAGAAGUACGGGGUCUGUGAGAAGGUGGCUAUUGGCAAGGGCGCGACCUCGGUCGUCCGUCUCGCUCACAAGUGGGAUCGUAGUGAGGAGAAGUUGUACGCUGUCAAGGAGUUCAGGAAGCGGAGAAAGAACGAGACAGAGAAGGAGUACGUCAAGAAGCUCACGGCGGAAUUCUGUAUCUCCUCGACACUGCACCACGUCAAUGUGGUUGAAACGGUCGAUCUCGUCCAGGACGAGAACCAGCACUGGUGCGAGGUCAUGGAGUUUUGCCCUGGCGGAGACCUCUACGCGGCGAUCAAACGUGGCGGCAUGUCACCCAGCGAGGUCGAGUGCUGCUUCAAGCAGAUCUUGACCGGCGUUGCGUAUCUUCAUAGUCAAGGUGUUGCCCAUCGUGAUAUCAAACCGGAGAACUUGUUCUUCGACAUGCAGGGCCACCUCAAGAUUGGUGACUAUGGCGCAUCGACCGUCUAUCGUCUUCCUUGGGAGCAGACGAUCCACAUGUCCACGGGGCUUUGCGGCAGUGAGCCUUACAUUGCUCCCGAGCAAUUUUUAGGCAAACCCUAUGAUGCCCGCCUUGUGGAUAUCUGGGCGUGCGGAAUCGUCUACUACUGCCUGCACUUCCAGGAGCUCCCGUGGACCGUGGCGCAACCGACGGAUCAGCUUUUCGCUGCGUAUGUCUCCGCCUGUAAUACCCCAUCGCAGUCGGCUUGUCCCCCGACCAUCAACAACCUCUCUCCGCGGGCGUGCAGGCCGCUCAUCCGCAAGAUGCUCGAGCCAAACCCGAAGAUGCGGUCGCUCAUCGACGACAUCAUCAAGCAUCCCUGGGUGCAGGGUAUCGAGGUUUGCCAUCUCGUCGACCGUCCCAAGCACGUCCACCAGAGUGCGACUCACUUGGCUAGGGAGCAAGUACACGUCUUGUGAUCGCUAUCCUGUCGCCAUGGAGAGGUUGCAUCUCCUGUAGGUGGUGUUGUGCCUCGUAUCGCGUCAUCACGCACGUAUUGUGUGGCGCCACGACGGUCGUGCCGUUCCUGCGUCCUCUUCCUACUUCUGACUAAGGUCGUCUCUCCGUCUCGUCUCAUGUCUCGUCUUUAUUGUCUUCCUCGUAGUUCCAGCCACACGCACCUUGAUGUAGAAGUAGUACCACGCUCCCUCGCGGAUCGGCUAGUUAGUAGUGCAGAUGCCACGCCGGGACUGUUUGCGCGCCCGAUGUGGAUUGCGAAUGUUACUCACUUGCGUUCACUUUCCGACACGGACGUUGGCGGGUUCCCCCUUCCCUCUCGAGGACUGCGCAUGACUGGAAUUGUUGUAGUGAUAGUGACGCCUGUACCGUAAUGGUUCGCCUAAUCCUACUGUUAUCGUAAG
Dichomitus squalens LYAD-421 SS1 is the source of this 2268-nucleotide messenger RNA. RefSeq names its product Pkinase-domain-containing protein. NCBI's taxonomy places the organism in Eukaryota, Fungi, Basidiomycota, Agaricomycetes, Polyporales, Polyporaceae. The record is from RefSeq and is a predicted model, not a curated record. Gene Ontology annotation, biological process: intracellular signal transduction; protein phosphorylation; intracellular monoatomic cation homeostasis. The transcript has 5 exons. Gene Ontology annotation, molecular function: protein serine/threonine kinase activity; ATP binding. Bases 193 to 1827 code for a protein of 544 amino acids.